AUGACUGAAGAAGAAUAUCCAUAUCAGCCUGAGAAAGGAACGUGUAAAUUUGAUAAGACCAAAACACACCAAACGUUCCUUGAUCUCCAUUACGCACUGAAUGAGACAGAUAUGGCUCACAUGAUUGCUGAAUAUGGUGUUAUCUCUUUUGGAUAUGAUUGUUCGCUUUCGACAUUUACUUAUUAUAAGGAUGGAGUUUAUGAUGAUCCUUCUUGCGAUUUGUGGAAUCUCUGUCAUUAUAUGCUGAUUGUAGGUUAUGGUUCAGAAAACGGAAAGAAUUACUGGCUCUCGAAAAAUUCCUUCGGAACUACUUGGGGUAUAGAUGGAUACUGCAAGUUGGUAAGGAAUAAAAAUGGUCAAUGCGGUAUUGAUCUCUUAACUUACACACACUUGAUAGAUUGA
Trichomonas vaginalis G3 is the source of this 402-nucleotide messenger RNA. Its product is annotated as cysteine-type peptidase protein. The coding region runs from base 1 to 402 and encodes 133 amino acids. The record is from RefSeq and is a predicted model, not a curated record. Gene Ontology annotation, molecular function: cysteine-type endopeptidase activity. The transcript has a single exon. Gene Ontology annotation, cellular component: lysosome. NCBI's taxonomy places the organism in Eukaryota, Parabasalia, Trichomonadida, Trichomonadidae.